This is a messenger RNA of Pocillopora verrucosa, 1017 nucleotides long. The record is from RefSeq and is a predicted model, not a curated record. Lineage: Eukaryota; Metazoa; Cnidaria; Anthozoa; Scleractinia; Pocilloporidae.
CGAGUUAUCCAUAAAAGAAUGAAUUUUCAGGAUCUUGAGUCGUUAGAAGUGGAUUGGAACGACGGACAAAGAAUUUUAUUGCCAGAAGAAGUUUAUGUCCAAGUCAUAACGAGAUUCCGAGAAUUAGACCGGUUGGGGGAAGAAUUGGUUAACACCUUUAAGCAGUGGAUACCGAAGAGGAAACGCACUAUGGAAAAACUGGAGGAACUUGCAUCCAAAUUACACCAGCAACAUAUAAAUGUUAGUAAAUCGACCAUAGCAGGUGCUUCCGCGAGUACCGUAGGAGGAAUCCUAGCGAUAGCGGGCCUGAUCGCCACGCCCUUCACUUUUGGGGCCGGGCUUGUGGUCUCCCUCAUUGGCGCCGGAAUUGGAGGCACAGGAAGCCUGGUGAUGUCUGUUUCCAAAGUAAUCGAGAUAAUCCUCGCAAAGCUAGGAUUGAAAGACGUUCAGGGAGCCAUUGACGAGGACAAGGAAGCUUGCACGCAGCUUCAAGAAAAAUUGGAAAACCUUGAGAGGUUCAUCUCCGACUUAAGAGAAAUAGAAAGCAAUGGUUUUGAAUUUUUCCACAAUCUAGCCGGAAGGGAGUACACAACUUCAACUGAGGAGAAAAUAGAUUUCUUCGCCAGGUUUUUGCGGGUGUUCUCGUCCACGGCUUCAGUAGGGGCUGGAGCAUUCGCUGCUGCUGGUGCCUUCGCUCGAGCUGGGGGUUUAGCGGGGGCCAAUUUAGCUGGAGGAGUUGCUGGCGCCGUGCUGUUACCUCUGGAUAUCUACAUGUUGGUGAAAUCGUCUUUAGAGGUGCAUAGAGGAUCGACUACGCAGGUUGUGAAUGACCUCAGGAAGUUACUAAGCGAAUUGAAAUGCCCAGAGGAAGAUGAGAUUCAGGAGAUGGUGCGGAAAUUCAUCUGCGAGAAGUUAAGUGAGGCCUUUAAUGAUGGGGUCUCAAACGAAGUACAAAGAGACAACGGUGAUGACUUAAGAGAAGCCGAAACUGUAGCGAUAUAGUAAUCAAAGAGGAAC